Chanos chanos (milkfish) is the source of this 1721-nucleotide messenger RNA. RefSeq names its product UBX domain protein 1 (gene ubxn1). Lineage: Eukaryota; Metazoa; Chordata; Actinopteri; Gonorynchiformes; Chanidae. Bases 48 to 944 code for a protein of 298 amino acids. Gene Ontology annotation, molecular function: K48-linked polyubiquitin modification-dependent protein binding. The record is from RefSeq and is a predicted model, not a curated record. Gene Ontology annotation, biological process: negative regulation of protein K48-linked deubiquitination; negative regulation of proteasomal ubiquitin-dependent protein catabolic process; negative regulation of protein ubiquitination. The transcript is spliced from 10 exons. Gene Ontology annotation, cellular component: nucleus; cytoplasm.
UUGCCGUACUUGCAUGUAAACGGAAAGCGACCGUAACCGAGUUCACCAUGGCUGAGUGCACGACGUUAGACAGCCUUCUGGAGAUGGGAUUCGACAGAAACAGAGCGGAGAAGGCUGUGGCAUACACUGGGAACCAGGGGAUUGAAAGAGCUAUGGACUGGUUAAUGGAACACGAGAAUGAUCCAGAUAUAGACGAACCUUACGUACCGCCAACAGAAAACGUUUUGGGUUCAGCAGCUGGAGAACAGAGUCCAUCACAACCUUCUGAAUCCACUGAAUUGUCAGCUGCUGAGGUUGACUUAGAAGAAGCUUCCAAACGACCAAUGACAGAGGAGGAGAAGAGGGAGCAGAUAAAACGAUUGGAGGAGUUGAUGAGGGUUAAACAGGAGGAGAGAAGGGAGAGGGAGCGAAAAGACGAGGUGGAGAGAGAGAAGCAGAGGAGAAAGCAGGGGCAGGAGCUCCUGCAGAUCAAACAAAAGCUUCAGGAUGAUGAAAUGAAGAAGCUGGCAGAGCAGCGCAGGAGAGAGAAAAUGGAGGACCGUAUGGCCAGACAGCGGGUUAAGGAGAAGAUUGCACGUGACCGAGAGGAGAGGGCACAGAAGUUUGGAGGAGGCUCUUCAGGCACGACCGCAUCCUCUCCUCCGUCUGAUGCCGCUCCACUAUCGCCGCCUGGCAACCAGGGACCUCCACCACCCAAGAAAGACUACGAUGAGUGUCGGAUACAGAUCCGUCUGCUGGAUGGCUCCGCGCUGACGACUACCUUCAAGGCCCAGGAGCCUCUAGCUGCCGUGAGGGUCUAUGUACAGAUGAAUGGAGCGGACGGGCAGGACUUUAACUUGCUAUCCCCAUACCCCCGUCGCGUCUAUACUGACCUCGACAUGGAGAAACCUCUACGGGAGCUAGGUUUGGUGCCUUCUGCUGUCCUUGUGGUUGCCAAGAAGUAAAGAUGAAGACAUAUUGUAAAGAGAAAGAAAAAAAAAAAAGCUCUUCCACGCCAUUGACACCAAGACCCAUAGGAGAGUGAGACUGGAGUUUCAACAGUGGACUGAAUUUGCUUUUAUAAAAACACACUAUGAGCCUAAUCUGAGUUGAUCAAUAUUUGAUGGGUAGUACUAGAAACCUUCACGUGUUCUAACUUAAAGCUCAGCUGAGUUUUCACAAUUGGAAAGGAAGGAGUUUUUCGGUUGAGCUGACCAGGUGGAUUCUACAUUUUUUUGCUGCUUUGGUUUGUUAUGUUUGAAAUAAACAAACUCAAAAUUACAUGGCCUUCACCAUCAUCGAAACAGCACAUUCAACCAAUCAAAUAGCUAGAUCUUAAUCACAAGUUGAGCUUUAAACUGGUUUGUUUGUGUAUAUUGUACUCUAAAAUGAACAGGUGCAAAUUAGCAGAGAGUCAUUGUCCAGGGAUAACAAAUUUUGGCAUACAAACAUUUUUAUUCAGUUAAGUGUUGGGGGGGAGGGGGGACAUAUGCAAAAGACAUUUGGGAUAAAAAUGUUUGUUAUCCAACAUUUAAAACAGUGCGUAGGUCAAGUUUAUGCAAAUGUGUCUUAAUGUGUUGACUGAAUCUGAGUUUUGCACUCAGUCUUAAAAUACAUUUGAAUGACAUUUGUGUAACGGCUGAGGAGUGAUGCGAAAGGUAACAGUUGUGGAUGAAAUGUCAGAGUUUCUCCAAUAAACCAUAAAAAAAAAGGUUUAAUAUUUUGUUGGCUCCAGCCAAAUA